Molecule: messenger RNA, 1362 nt
Organism: Nerophis lumbriciformis (worm pipefish)
Lineage: Eukaryota; Metazoa; Chordata; Actinopteri; Syngnathiformes; Syngnathidae
Source: RefSeq, a predicted model, not a curated record
AUGGAAAAGCUGACCUUCCUGCUGCUCUGCCUUCUGGAUGUUCUGGUGCAUCUGAGUAGCGCACAGCAUCGCCAUCCUCCGCGCCCCCGACGAGACCCGUGGAAGCACCGGUUCGAGUGGGUGAACAACGGCCGGGUGUUUAGCUUGCUGAGCACGGGGACCCAAUACCGAGCUCCUGUUCAAUCCAGAGGCAGAACCCAGCUCCUGUUGACCACCUUAAACCGAGCUCACAUCCCACCUCCAACGAGAAGAACAUCCAGAGCUCAGGUUGGUGCAGACACUGCUGAUCCUGGACAGAAUUUGGUUCAGAGAGACCAACCAUGGGCACCACGCAGGGCAGCGGCCUUCAAUAAUCAGGAGGUUUCGGGAGAUGGACAAAGCCCAACUUUGGAUGUCACAAGUGCGCCGACGCAACCACCUGCGGUUUUUACACGCAGACCCGAACCCUUGACAUCGACAUCCCGGUCCACAGUAGCCAGUAAGACAGAAACUCCAAAUAGUGUGCAAAGAGCUCAACCGGAAUCAACUGACGCACCAGUGAUCCUGUCCAGAAAUGUGGUGGAGGUUCACUAUACUCAACAGAGAACCGAUCCGAUUCGCACUACCAACUCAAGUGAGCUGCGACGCGAUCCACAUAGGAACUCCGUUUUCUAUAACGUAUACCCACCCGACCAAAGGAACAGGGUCCCUGCGCGACCAGUUCUACCAGGACCUGGCCAGAGUACUAGCUUCUUCCAUAAUGGUCUCCCUGACUUGAUUCCUGACCCCUACUACAUCCAAGCUGCAUCAUACAUCCAGAGAGUGCAAAUGUUUGCACUCCGCUGUGCCGCUGAAGAGAACUGCCUGUCUAGGUCCGCGUACGAUCCAAGUGUGAGUGAGCUGGAUUACAGAGUUCUUCUCAGAUUCCCCCAGCGUGUGAAGAACCAAGGAACGGUGGACUUCCUCCCGAAGAAGCCUAGGCAUGAGUGGGAAUGGCACAGCUGUCAUCGGCAUUACCACAGCAUGGAGGCUUUCAGUAACUACGACCUGCUGGAUCCCUCCAAUGGACACAAAGUGGCAGAGGGCCACAAGGCUAGUUUCUGUCUGGAGGACACGUCAUGUGAGCGUGGUGUACGGAGACGCUUUGCCUGCACUACUCAUACACAGGGGCUUAGUCCUGGUUGCUUUGACACCUAUCAUGCAAACAUCGACUGCCAGUGGAUCGACAUCACUGACGUGCCGCCGGGAAACUACACACUCCAGGUGACUGUAAAUCCUUAUAAACUCGUCGAGGAGUCGGAUUUCUCUAACAACGUGGCCAAGUGUGACAUCCGGUACACAGGAAGCUACGUGCAAGCAACAAAUUGCAGGAUCACGAAGUAA